This is a messenger RNA of Episyrphus balteatus (marmalade hoverfly), 691 nucleotides long. RefSeq names its product general odorant-binding protein 56a-like. The coding region runs from base 185 to 646 and encodes 153 amino acids. The record is from RefSeq and is a predicted model, not a curated record. Gene Ontology annotation, biological process: sensory perception of smell. Gene Ontology annotation, molecular function: odorant binding. The transcript is spliced from 3 exons. Lineage: Eukaryota; Metazoa; Arthropoda; Insecta; Diptera; Syrphidae.
AGAAAAUGAAUUUAUCUUUCAAAUUGUCUAAAUAUAAUUUAAUUUUCAUGAAGAUCGGUAUUGAAGCAACACACGAAACGAACUAACUAGUCUUAGAUUCGUGAUGUAUCCAAAAUCCAUACUAACUAUAAAAGCUUAACCAGUUCUAAAGAUUUAAUCAGUAUGUAUCUUUAAUAAGUUAGAAAUGAAGUUCAUAAUUUUUAUCUCAUUCGCUGUCGCAAUUUUUAAUACAGUUAAUGCCUGGUCUUCGGAAAACUCAUCAAAAUACAUUGACGAGUGUCGGGUUGAAUUGAAAAUAAGUGAUGACGUAAAUCAAUACAAUUUAACUACUGGUGAAAUUCCAGAAGCUGAUAUUCAUCCAGAUAUGAAAUGUUUCUUAAAUUGUUUUAUGGAAAAACUUGGAAUUCUUAGAGAUGGCAUAAUUCAAGAAGAUUCUGAUGGAUUUAAUCAUUAUGUUGGUGCCGAAACUGCUAAAGAAAUGAUCGAAUCUUGUCGUGAUGAAAGUGGAACGAGUAACUGUGAUACUGCAUUCAAAUUACAUAGAUGUUUUCUCAAGCAUCUUAGUUAUGAGUUUUAUCGAUUUCUUUUGAUGCAAAAUGGAGGCGAUGAUGAAUUAAUUCAAAAGCUGUUGAUGGCUGUUGUGUGAAAAAAUAAAUUAACCUGAAAAAAAAAAUACAUUAUGUCUGUGGUA